This is a messenger RNA of Sapajus apella (tufted capuchin), 6099 nucleotides long. RefSeq names its product 6-phosphofructo-2-kinase/fructose-2,6-biphosphatase 1 (gene PFKFB1). The record is from RefSeq and is a predicted model, not a curated record. Gene Ontology annotation, molecular function: fructose-2,6-bisphosphate 2-phosphatase activity; ATP binding; 6-phosphofructo-2-kinase activity. The coding region runs from base 4569 to 5855 and encodes 428 amino acids. Gene Ontology annotation, cellular component: 6-phosphofructo-2-kinase/fructose-2,6-biphosphatase complex; cytosol. The transcript has 15 exons. NCBI's taxonomy places the organism in Eukaryota, Metazoa, Chordata, Mammalia, Primates, Cebidae. Gene Ontology annotation, biological process: fructose 2,6-bisphosphate metabolic process; fructose metabolic process.
AUCCAUUCUUCAGGCUCUCUGGAAAGUUUUCUUUGCCUAGGUAGUUGGUUGGCAUGUGCAUUAAAGGGCAUGGGAAAGUGAGGGAAAAGAUUAUAUGUAAUCUAUUUAUCUAUCUGUAUAUUUUAAAAAAUCCAUUCUGGCCAUUGUGGGACACUGGUCCCCAGGGCAAUUUCCUAGCACCUUUGAAAGUCUCUGUAACUUGGUCUAGCCUGGUUUUGAAUGAACUGAGUGAUUAAGAUUAUAUCUCUUACCUCCCCACUGGUGUAUAAAGUAGGGUUGAUUUGCUGUGGUGCUUUGAACAAGCUCUCUAUCUUCUCUGGGCAUCAGUAGCUUCCUCAGUAAAAUGGAAAUCAAAGUCUUCGGCCAACUGUCCUCAGAGGGCUGUCACAAUCAAAAAGGGUAGAAGGACAGAAACCAAAGCUCUUUGGAGACAUUUCAGGACUUCCUUGCUCUGUCUAGGAGUAGUGAUCUUGUUUUUUCUAUAGGCUCCACAAGGAAUACCACCCAAAACCCUCCAGCUCCUUUUCUCCCUGUGCGACUAUGGUCUGUGGAGAGCUACUCCUAGGACUAGGAUUCAGUGAGGUUUGGGGUCCAGGCAUGAGGCUGAAAAUAGUGGAGAGAUGGUGGGCCAGGACAGUGGCUGAGAAGGAGGGGGAUCCUAGGCUACUGCCACAGAAGGCUUAACACUCAAAUACAUGCACCUAGCUUGUAAGCAUGUGGUCGAUCUCCCCUCACACCUUCACUCUCCACAAAUGCAUUCAUACCCAAACAGUCUGAGAGCUACCAAUAGGGAGACCCCAUUCGUGAUUAUAUUACCUAUCAGCAUUGUCAUAUGCUGGUUUACAUGGGAUUCUCCCCCCAUAUACAUGCCCUGUCCUUUGGGAGGGGCAUGGGGUCAGGAUCUGUGGGCCUUGGGAAAUCACAUUAUAAUCUUUUCUUCCCUAGAGAUAGCCUCAUUUUAGAAUUUUAGACCAAGAGCUGCAGGUCAGAGCUUGGUCUUGAAUGAGAAUCUGGUACUGACUGAACCCUUUCUCUGCCACAAGUCCAUUGGCCCUUUUCAGAGAGGACUUCAUUCAUUUGUUUAUUUGUUUCUGUCCCAUUCAAUGUAGAAAAACUUUUCCAAAUGCCACCUCCUACCUUAGACCAAGUUAGUUCUCCCAUCCAAUUCCCUGUACAGCUCUCUGUUAUAAUAUUUACCUUGUUGAACUAGGAUUACUUGUCCACAAGUGCAUCUCAUCCAGGGUAGGGAGAUGUAGACUGCACAAACACGAGCAAGUAUCUCGUCUGUCCUCUGUGCCAGGGCCUGAGUUGAACACUGGAAACACAAAUUGCAGAUCACUGAGAUCCAGUCUCCAUCCUCAAGGAGUUCACAGUCUAGUGGGGAAGCAGACCAGGAAAAUACUGGUGGAUACUUGCUCAGAUAGGAGCAUAUAAGCAAUAUAAGAACCAAAGACAAAGCCUGUCCCAAGGAUACAGGGGUCGCUUCCCAGAGGAAGUGAACAUCGAACCAGACCUUGAAAAGUGAGUCAGAUUUUGUUGGGAAUAGAAGGAGAAAGAUGGCAUUUCAGGCUGAGCAAAGGUCAAGAAACAGGAAGAUACACAGUGUAUUUUGGAGCCCAGUGAGUCAGCCAGUGCAGUUUAAGCAUGGAGAUCUAAGGAGAGACAUGGCUGGACAGGUAGGCCAAAGCUUGAUUGAGAAGUCUUGAGUGCCAAGCUGAGGUCUUUCCAUAAAGCUUGUUUUGGUCUCCUGCUUCUGGGAUCAGAAUUGGUAACAGUAGUGAGGAAUCUCAUAGCUAAUUCCAGGCAAUUUUAAAUUGGGUUUUUGAGCCUGGACCCCAGGUUUACCCUUUCAAACUUUGUCAAAAGCCUGCCAGCUUCCUAUCUCAGAUUUCCUGCUGCUAAAAUUAUCCUUCUGCCUGUUGGCAGGGUCAUGAGGACAAAAUUGUAAUCAUGAGGACAAAAUUGUAAUCAUAGAAGAGGCAUUCAUGUGACCGGCUAGAUUACCUUGAACAUGCCAUUUCCCGUCCCCAGACCUCAGUUUCCCUGUAAGGUUAACAAGGAUGUUUGUAAGGAUCAAAUAAGAUAACGGAUAUGUUAUUGCUUUGUGGACAAUGGAAAGCAUACAGGGAAAGGGUUAUAAUUAAGAUUAUUAAUAUUAACAGAUUUAUACCAGUUAGGAAAUUUAUUAGAAUUAAGAGAGUUGUACCUCUUACAAAGUUUAGUUCUGAGACUCUAGAGGUUCUGAGCUAACCUGUAAGACCACAUUCUUAGAUCAGGCUCGAUUGAUUAAUUAAAGAAAAGCCCUGGCCUGGGAGAAAUUAGGUCCCUGGUGUUCUAUUCCUGACUUGGCCACUGAUUUACUACAUGAGCUUAGGAAAAUAUUUCUAGAUCUCAGUUUUCUUACCUGAGAGGGUGAGAUGAAAUGAUCUCACAAUUCUUUACACAAAAUGAAAAGAGUAAAAUUGAUUCAUCCUUUUAAUUGAUUUGCAGGAACUCUUUGUGUAUUAUAAAUGUUAAGCUUUUGCCAUAAUUUUGUAAGUUUCCUUAACUGAGGGUUUUCUGUAUGGCCAGCAUUACAUUACAAGUUUCAGAUUAGUCAGAGAGGUGUCUGAUCAUUUACCUCCCACAGGGAGUAACAGUGUUAGAUAAUAUAUUUUUAACAUUUCCCGGAUUGCUUUACAUUUUUUAACACAUUAAAUCUUCAACAAUACUAAGGAGAGUAGGCACUCCUAUCAUUCUCAUGUUCCAGAUAAGAAAACCAAAGCACUGAAAAGUUUAGUCUUUUGCUCAUUGUCUCACAGCCAACAAGGGACAGAGGUAGGGUUCCAUUCAAGUAACAUGGCUUCAGAGCCUAUUGCUCUUAACCAUUAUGAUCUGCUGUCUCCGUUGAUUCAUUUAGAUAGGUGGGCUCUGGAAUGUUAAAAAUUUGGUAUGAUUUAUACACAACAGCUGGAGGGAAUCUGACCCUUGUGUAGACUAAGGCUUGCAAAUGUAUUUUAGGGAACUUCUUAAAAGGCAAAGUAGGGCUGAGAGCAUUUGAGGGCAGGGAUUGGAAAUUUCUGUCCCCAAGAGAUUGCCCUUGUGUAGCCCAGCUCAGUGGAAGAAAGUUGAGCUUUCUCGUAGCCAAUCAUUGGAGGUUCACUGGGGGUGGGAAGGUUGCAAAAGAGUGAAGUAAGAGCAUACUUGGAUGUCAUCCAGGAAAGCAGUGCAGUUCUAUGAGUUCUACACAUAAAAGCCUCAAAACAACGGGUCAGGGAAGGGGGAAAGAGGGCAAGUGAGGGCGAGUCAUCUGGGCUGGAUGGCUCUGGCCUAUGGACUUGUCUUACUCUGAGGCCAUUGCUCUCUGCUCCCUGCUGCAACCUCCACCCUCUUAAGUCUCCAUCCCAAUGGGUUGGCAUGAGGAACUUUAGCGAAAUUUUCUAUCAGUUCAUGAUGCCAAUGUUAUUCUCCUUAGGGCAUCUGAUGGUGGCUAGCAGCCAUGUGGGCAGAGCUUACCAUUCCCCCACCCCCAGCCCCAGGCAAUGGCAGCGCUCUUCCAAAGGUGUCAGUUUACUCCUAUUUAUUUAUCCCUUGGCUAGAGAGAGUAGAAAGAUGAUCAGAUAGUGCCCAUCUCUUCAAGAGUGCCCCAGGCAACACAUUUUAGGUGGGAGAGGCCCUGUGGCAAGGAAGGCAGCAGAAUCCAGGGAAUACAAGGGAUGCAAUGCCAUUUUGGGUCGGGGAAGCCGAGAGGUAGUGGACCUUCCUCGUCCAGUUUGGGCCUCUAAUUGCCAGCUCAAAACACUGCAUUCCCCAGUAGGGACUUUGUGUUUGUGUUUUUGUCCUUGGGAACCUUGCAUUUCUGAUGUGAAUCUUUGUUUCUGGGUUGGAGCUUGACAUUCUCCUUGGGCCCAUUUUUUAUUUCAAAGCUGGGAAAGCUGCUGAGACCUACCUCCAUCACCUUUGCCUCUCUACCCCACACAGGCUGUAAGCACAUGAUCUUUGGUCUUUUAUUUGCAUACUGUAUUAGUCUUGCCUUCAUUGGAGGAAAGUGACUGGUCAGACCUGGGUUGUGUUGCUGGCUGCCUUCCUUGUUGGGCUCCAACUUGCUUCCUAUAUACACAGCCCUUGGAGUUCAGAGGCCCCUCCUGACCUCUGCCCAACCUCUCGCUUUCUGCACCCAAGCCCCUUCUAGUACAUACAGGAGCAGAGACAGGCUAGGACCAGAGGAAAGGGGAGAGGGGACUGAAGACAGACUUUGAGAGGGCUCAGAAACCCAGUGUACCCCCCGUCCCAGCCCUGUCCACCUGCUGCUGUGGCCACAGCAGUACGAUAGUAAGACAGGAAGUAAGGCCAGGUACCUUGUGGGCAGUGAUGUCAUUAGCUGCGACUCCUAAGAUGUCUCCAGAGAUGGGCGAGCUCACCCAAACCAGGUUACAGAAGAUCUGGAUUCCACACAGCAGCGGCAGCAGCAGGCUGCAACGGAGAAGGGGCUUGUCCUGAAGCAUGCAUUGCUCAGCAGCCUUUUCUAAUUAAACUCUAGCAGGAGUAGUUUGUGAGCAUCCAUACCGCAGUUUACCAAUUCCCCCACGAUGGUGAUCAUGGUGGGUUUACCAGCUCGAGGCAAGACCUAUAUCUCCACGAAGCUCACACGAUAUCUCAACUGGAUAGGAACACCAACUAAAGUGUUUAAUUUAGGCCAGUAUCGACGAGAGGCAGUGAGCUACAAGAACUAUGAAUUCUUUCUUCCAGACAACAUGGAGGCCCUGCAAAUCAGGAAGCAGUGCGCCCUGGCAGCCCUGAAGGAUGUUCACAACUAUCUCAGCCAUGAGGAAGGUCAUGUUGCGGUUUUUGAUGCCACCAACACUACCAGAGAACGAAGGUCACUGAUCCUGCAGUUUGCAAAAGAACAUGGUUACAAGGUCUUUUUCAUUGAGUCCAUUUGUAAUGACCCUGGCGUAAUUGCAGAAAACAUCAGGCAAGUGAAACUUGGCAGCCCUGAUUAUGUAGACUGUGACCGGGAAAAGGUUCUGGAAGACUUUCUAAAGAGAAUUGAGUGCUAUGAGGUCAACUACCAACCCUUGGAUGAGGAACUGGACAGCCACCUGUCAUACAUCAAGAUCUUCGACGUGGGCACACGCUACAUGGUGAACCGAGUGCAGGAUCACAUCCAGAGCCGCACCGUCUACUACCUCAUGAACAUCCACGUCACACCUCGUUCCAUCUACCUAUGCCGGCAUGGUGAGAGUGAACUCAACCUCAGAGGCCGCAUCGGAGGUGACUCUGGCCUCUCAGUUCGCGGCAAGCAGUAUGCCUAUGCCCUGGCCAACUUCAUUCAGUCUCAGGGCAUCAGCUCCCUGAAGGUGUGGACCAGUCACAUGAAGAGGACCAUCCAGACAGCUGAGGCCCUGGGUGUCCCCUAUGAGCAGUGGAAGGCCCUGAAUGAGAUUGAUGCGGGUGUCUGUGAGGAGAUGACCUAUGAAGAAAUCCAGGAACAUUACCCUGAAGAAUUUGCACUGAGAGACCAAGAUAAAUAUCGCUACCGUUAUCCCAAGGGAGAGUCCUAUGAGGAUCUGGUUCAGCGUCUGGAGCCAGUUAUAAUGGAGCUAGAACGACAGGAGAAUGUACUGGUAAUCUGCCACCAGGCUGUCAUGCGGUGCCUCCUGGCCUAUUUCCUGGAUAAGAGUUCAGAUGAGCUUCCGUAUCUCAAGUGCCCUUUGCACACAGUGCUCAAACUCACUCCUGUGGCUUAUGGCUGCAAGGUGGAGUCCAUCUACCUGAAUGUGGAGGCCGUGAACACACACCGGGAGAAGCCUGAGAAUGUGGACAUCACCCGGGAACCUGAGGAAGCCCUGGAUACUGUCCCUGCCCACUACUGAGCCCUUUCCAUGAAGUCAAACUGCCUGUGUCCUCAUUGCCUUCCACCUUUAGGAAAUGCUGUCUUUGCUCUUCUUCUACUCUGCCUUGUCCUCACGGAGGCACCCCACUUCCAGUGAAGAAGUCCUCAGCAGCUCCCAAACGAGCCUUGUUUAUUGGCCGCAACCAAGGAGCUAUCUAGCUCUGGAUGAAACUUACUUUCUUAAUUCCUAUUCUCUGAUGAAUAAAGACUUACUGCCUACAAGA